AUGUUGAAAAGAUAUUCUCGACCAGACAUUGAAAGGAAAGUGACUUCUCACUAUGACAUAACGUUGAAAGAAUUGAAGGAGUUGAUGAGGUUGAGAGGAAAGGAUGCAGUUGGACACAUGCAGCAACGCUAUGGAGGUGUCGUGGAAUUGUGCCGGAAACUCUACACAUCUACCACGGAUGGCCUCAGCAGCAACCCAGCAGAGCUGGAAGAGCGGAAGUUGGUCUUUGGCAGCAACGUCAUCGACCCUGAACCGGCCAAAUCAUUCCUCUGCCUGAUGUGGGAGGCCCUUCAAGACAUCACCCUCAUCAUCCUCAUCGUCGCCGCUUUCAUUUCUCUGGUUCUCUCAUUUUACCAACCACCCAUUGAUGAUGAAGAUUCGUUUGGCCAUCACGAUCAGUCGGAAUCAAAGGCAGGCUGGAUUGAAGGAGCCGCCAUUUUGAUUGCAGUCUUCGUCGUCGUCAUCGUGACGUCAUUCAAUGACUGGCGGAAGGAGAAGCAGUUCAGAGGUCUGCAGAGCAGAAUCCAGGUGGAACACAAAUUCGCCACCAUUAGAGACGGAGAGCUGCUCCAAAUUCCUGUGGCGGAGUUGGUCGUCGGAGAUAUUUGUCAGGUCAAAUAUGGUGAUUUACUUCCGGCAGACGGGAUCGUCAUACAGUGCAAUGAUUUGAAAGUUGACGAAAGUUCCUUAACAGGCGAGUCGGAUCACGUGAAGAAGGGACACGACUUCGAUCCCAUGCUCCUCUCAGGCACCCACGUGAUGGAAGGGAGUGCCAAGAUGGUCGUCACCGCUGUUGGAAUCAAUUCGCAAUCUGGAAUCAUCUUCUCGCUCAUGAACAACAACAACUCCACCACGGCCAACAACAAUACCACCAACGCCAACAACUCCAACUACAGUAAGAAUAUCAACCGGAAUGAAUUUUAUUACGAAGAGGAAGAUGACGAUGUGGAUGCAGAUAGAGUUGAAAGUAUGUUCUUCUAA
Molecule: messenger RNA, 981 nt
Organism: Helobdella robusta
Lineage: Eukaryota; Metazoa; Annelida; Clitellata; Rhynchobdellida; Glossiphoniidae
Exons: 5
Coding region: 1-981 (326 amino acids)
Biological process (GO): regulation of cytosolic calcium ion concentration
Cellular component (GO): membrane; intracellular membrane-bounded organelle
Molecular function (GO): ATP hydrolysis activity; ATP binding; P-type calcium transporter activity
Source: RefSeq, a predicted model, not a curated record